UGACGCGCGGAGGGGCAGAGACACAACGUCUCAUCCCACAACGAGCUAGUCCAACUUUCACCAGCGCGCCUGCAGAGCAGAACCUCCUUUUGUAAAUGGGACUCGUUUGACUAAAACACCGGCCGAUCUGGAUUACGAAGAGACAAGUGGACUCGAACGAGUUGAAGAAAUGAGUUUGGUUUUGUCAGUUUGAUUUUAUAUUCAUUGCUUUUGGUUUUGGUUUGGUUUUCAAACCAAGCAUCCCCUUGCUCCAGUCUCGGUCCGACGCUGGGGAUGGAUCACGCAGCGAGCUCACCGAGUCCUCCCGCUAAGCAGGUCCACCACGAACCAAUCAGUUUUGGGAUAGACCAGAUCCUCGGAGCCGGUACAGACUCGGAAAGCGGGCGGACCUCAGGAGGAAGACAGAAUCCCUCCGAUCUAAACAGCGGAGAAGGCUACUACAGUUUAGGAAGUCCUACCGGUUCCAGCGCGCCCUCUUACGCGGCGUUGUCGAUCUCCCUGUCCGGCAUCAUGCCUCCGGGAGAGUCGGGGGGGCCGUACGGGGAGACCAGGAACCUGGGCACCCGGGGAGUGAUCCGGGUCCCGGCCCACAGACCCAUGCCACCCACGGGUCCGCCAGCCCCGGUGCAGAGCGUUGUUUCGGGCUUCGGAGGGCUGUGCUUCCCCUGGAUAGGGAACAGGUUCUCCAAGGAUAGAUUAUCAGCAGCCCUGGUGCCUUUCGCCGUCACGCGGAGGAUAGGACACCCGUACCAGAACCGAACCCCCCCCAAACGGAAGAAGCCACGCACGUCCUUCUCCCGGGUGCAGAUCUGCGAGCUGGAGAAGCGCUUCCACCGGCAGAAGUAUCUGGCUAGCGCAGAGAGGGCAGCGCUGGCCAAGAGCCUGAAGAUGACGGACGCACAGGUCAAGACGUGGUUCCAGAACCGCAGGACCAAAUGGAGGAGGCAGACGGCAGAGGAGCGGGAGGCUGAGCGGCAGCAGGCCAAUCGGCUGAUCCUCCAGCUGCAGCACUCCGCCCUGCAGAAGUCCCUGGGCGAAUCAGGCUCCUCGGACCCGCUGUGCGCGCACAACUCCUCCCUAUACGCCCUGCAGAACCUGCAGCCGUGGGCCGAGGAGAGGGAGUAGACUACAAGAAGCUGGGUGACAUUGACAGAUCGUGCAAAAAAAAAAAAGAACGAACAAAACUAAACCCCACUAUAUGCAGCUUUAUGUCUUUUUGGAGAAAAACUAUUUAAAAAAAAAAACAUAAGUCCGUUAAUACGGGCAGAACGAACAGAAUCCACGGGACGUCAUGGAUGAAGAAAUUGUGUCUCGGAAAAACAGAAAUUGUGUCUCGGUUUGUUAAUCGAGACACCUGGAGGGAAUGGGCCUUUAUGCAGGCCUCCACAAGCGACACCUUCAGACUUUUCAAAUCCUGGUGGAACUUUAAAUGACUGGACUCUACCGGUUUCUAUUCCUGCAUCCAUUUAAGGCUUUUACAUUUGUUGUUUAGAGUAGAACAGAGAUAGGAACAUAUAUCCAGACCUGUGAAGGACGUAAGCGGCUGUUGUGUUUAAUGGUCCUUAUGCCAGAACGCGUUUCAACCAGGACCUAUAAAGUGGUUUAGGGACAACAGCCCAGCCGAACGGAUAGCGAUGUAAUAAACCCUUCUUCAUAAAUAGUCACCGAGGUCUACUUGAAUAAAGCACGCCACGUCGUAUGAAUCAAGAGAUUUUUAAAAAUCAAUAAAAAGUAAUAAAGUUCUGGAGGGCCUGCUCAACAUUUACAACGCAUUAUAUCUACAUGCAGGCUGUGAGUGCCCGGGCGUGUUGGUUUUUUAUGGAAGCGACUGUUUACAGUGAUAUAGAUUCAGAAGGACACGGAAGAGGGUCAGAAGAAGAAGGAUGCAUGUUGCAUUACUGGCGGUUUCCACUUCGUUUCACGCACAUAUCGAUUCCCUUGUUGUUCUGUGACUUUUCAGAUCGAUAAGAAGAUGUGCAACUCUUUUGUACAGUUGUAUAGUUGUUGUAAAUGUCGUGUCUAUAUGAUGCAUAAACCAUCACAAUGUUUAUAAUGCCUAA
Messenger RNA from Gadus morhua (Atlantic cod), 2060 nucleotides. It is a transcript of the gene tlx3a, whose product is annotated as T cell leukemia homeobox 3a. The transcript has 3 exons. The record is from RefSeq and is a predicted model, not a curated record. Gene Ontology annotation, cellular component: nucleus. Bases 274 to 1125 code for a protein of 283 amino acids. Gene Ontology annotation, molecular function: RNA polymerase II cis-regulatory region sequence-specific DNA binding; DNA-binding transcription factor activity, RNA polymerase II-specific. NCBI's taxonomy places the organism in Eukaryota, Metazoa, Chordata, Actinopteri, Gadiformes, Gadidae. Gene Ontology annotation, biological process: regulation of transcription by RNA polymerase II; animal organ development.